UGUUCUGUGUGAGAGGCGGGGCGAAGAACCGGAAAGGGCGGGUCCCAGCGUGCUCGGAGCCCCGACCCAGUCCCGGGCACAGGGGACUCAGGCCCGGGAGGGAGGGAGGGUUCCUGGGAGGGAACCCGGGAAGGAACUUGGGAAGGGCCUAGCCACCCGCAAUGGGCUCCGCUGACUUGGACGUGACCAUUCAGAUCCCGGAUCCACCCCACCUGCGCUGUCUGGAGCUAGGAUACCUGCUUUACAGUUUCCUGGUCAGACUUGGAGCGUGGGAACCCCACAGGGGAGGGCCAGAACAGCCAGUGACACAAUGCCUUGAAACAGGGAAGAUCAGAAAAACAAGCACGGAUAUCGAGAGGAGAGAGAAAGGGACCGAGCAGCCGGUGGUGAUUCUGCUGGGCUGGGGAGGCUGCACAGACAAAAACCUGUCCAAGUACAGCAGCAUCUACUACAACAGGGGAUGCAUCGUGAUCCGAUAUAUCGCCCCCUGGCAGCUGGCCUUCUUCUCGGAGCCCUUCGGCAUCCCGGCCCUGCGCAGCCCUGCCAAGAAGCUGCUGGAGCUGCUCUUCGACUAUGAGAUCGAGAAGAAGCCUCUCCUCUUCCACGUGUUCAGCAACGCGGGGGUCAUGCUGUACCGCUACGUCAUCGAGCUGAUCCACACCCAUCGCCAGUUCAGCCACCUGCGCGUGGUGGGCACCAUCUUUGACAGCGCUCCCGGCAACCGUAACUUGGUGGGGGCCGUGCGGGCCCUGUCGGCCAUCCUGGAGAACAAGCGGCCCGCCUUGCGCAUCUUCCUCCUCCUCACCUUCGCCGUGGCCGUGGUCAUCAUGCGGCUGCUGCUGUCUCCCAUCACCGCCCUCUUCCACGUCAACUACUACGACGCGCUCAUGAAGCAGGCGUCGCGCUGGCCGGAGCUCUACCUCUACUCCAAAGCUGACCGGAUCAUCCGGGCCAGCGACAUCGAGCACAUGGUGGUGGCCCGGCUGGAGCAGCAGGUGCUGGUACGGGCCGUGGACUUCACCGCCUCGGCCCACGUCAGCCACAUGCGGGACUACCCCACCUACUACACCAGCCUCUGCCUCUCCUUCCUGUACAAUUGUGUGCACAGCUGAGAGGGCUCAGCCCCUGGCCUGCCUCCAUCAGUGCCCCCUGCCCCCCAGAAAUAAAAGUUGGCUUCCCCUCCA
Molecule: messenger RNA, 1184 nt
Organism: Monodelphis domestica (gray short-tailed opossum)
Lineage: Eukaryota; Metazoa; Chordata; Mammalia; Didelphimorphia; Didelphidae
Gene: TMEM53
Product: transmembrane protein 53
Source: RefSeq, a predicted model, not a curated record